AUGCGUCGCCUGAUCAACCAGAGGCCAACGCGCUGGCUCGGCACCGUACUGACACUGCUGCCUUUCGUUGCGCUGCUUGUUUUCUACCAGAUCUCUUCCAGCGCCCGCCUUGCCGAGAACGCCCAGGACAGAAUGCUGCCCAGUUUCAGCACCAUGGGCAAUUCAAUGUAUACCAUGGCAUUUACAGAAGAUCGGCGCACCGGGAACUACCUCUUCUGGACCGACACGAUGGCAAGCAUGCAACGGCUGGCCGCCGGGGUGGGAACCGGAGCAUCUCUGGGCCUUCUUCUUGGCGUUCUGGCUGGCCUGAUCCCUCUGGCCAGAGCAUCUCUGUCGCCAUUUCUCGCAGCCAUUGCCAUGGUGCCACCGCUUGCUCUGCUGCCCAUUCUGUUUAUUGCGCUCGGGAUCGACGAAUUAUCAAAAGUGGUGCUGAUUGCCAUCGGUGUAGGGCCGUUUAUUGCCCGAGAUCUCGAAGCACGCAUCCGCGAAAUGCCGAUGGAAGAAUUAAUCAAAGCGCAGACGCUUGGCGCCGGUACCUGGCGCACGCUGUGGCGGGUGGUAUUGCCGCAGAUGAUGCCGCGCCUGUUAGACGGCGUAAGACUUUCGCUGGGAGCGGCCUGGUUGUUCCUGAUUGCUGCUGAAGCGAUCGCUGCAACUGAGGGCCUCGGUUACAGAAUCUUUCUGGUGCGCCGCUACCUGGCGAUGGACAUCAUUCUGCCCUAUGUCGCCUGGAUCACCCUGCUGGCGUGGUUGACAGAUUAUGGCCUGCGUAGAUUGAAAGACAUGAUCUUUCCCUGGCAGGACUUAUACAAGUCCUACGAUGACACGGUCGUAUUAGACGGCAUCAACCUGGACCUUGCUUCCGGGGAGUUCUGUACCAUCGUUGGCGCAUCUGGCUGCGGUAAAAGCACUCUGCUUAAGCUUUUGUUAGGCCAGGAAGCACCUACCUCUGGCAAGCUUCUGCUCGACGGCAAACCGUUGCCCUCAGAGCCUUCAACCGAACGCGGCAUCGUUUACCAGAGAUAUUCCGUAUUCCAACAUCUGACCGCUGCACAGAACGUGCGCCUGGGGCUUGAACUGAGAGAUGGAGAUCGGAUCUUCGGCUGGUGUUUCGGCGCUCGGCGACGCGCGAUUCGUGCACAAGCACUGGCACUGUUAGAAGCUGUUGGUUUAGCUGAUGCCGCUGAUCGAUAUCCGGCGCAACUUUCCGGGGGUAUGCAACAACGCCUGGCGCUUGCACAGGCUAUCGCACGACAGCCACCACUGCUGUUGCUGGAUGAACCAUUCGGCGCCCUCGACCCUGGCAACCGAAGCGCCAUGCACGCAUUAAUGCGUGAACUGUGGCUGGGCACAAACAUGACCGUGGUCAUGGUCACACAUGACUUACCCGAAGCUUUUGGAUUGGGCCCCGCAGUGCUGGAGGAACGCCUGCCAGCGGGAUGUCACUUCUCUCUGGUUGUGCGGCGCGGCUAUACACUGCGCCUGACCGAUAUCAGCGGCGGUGCCAACGUGGGCUUGCUUGCUUUCAACCAGGAUGAGAAAAGCGAGCGCUACAACAUGGCGGACACGCUUAAGGCGCAGCAUGUCUCCCAUCUUGCGGCACCGCUGGUUCUGUAUUCAGAUAUGGGACGGGUGCUGAUGUCCAUGACCCACGACGACUGCGGCUGGCAUGACACGAUCUGUGGCACUACCACUGCAGCAAUGAUAGCGGAACAAUAUGGUGAACUGGAUUUCCAAACUGCCCGCAAUGGUUACCAACGCAAUGGCCGCGAUGGGUUCCUGGUAGAACUGGGUCGUUGGGGAUUGUCACGAAGGGAUCUGGUUGCAAAUGUAAAUCUGUUCAGCCGGGUGGUAACCGAUGAUGAAGGCAAUAUGUCAUUUGUUGCCGAUAACUCACCACCUGGUUCCAGCGUUGACCUACGCGCCGAAUUAAAUUGCCUGGUGGCAAUAAACAGCGCACCACAUCCAUUGGCAACUUAUGACACCUAUCCUGACGGCGACGUUGUGUUGUCGGUCCACUGGACCGGCUCCCCCGCAGCAGACGACCCUUGCCGACUCUCACGACCGGAAAACGAACGCAACGAAGCUGUUGAUGCCUUCUUUUUUAAUGCCGACAACCCGAUCGAACGCUACUCUGCUGUGGACACCAUCCGCGCUCAACGCAACGUUUAUCUGACAAAAGGAUCAACACUUUUAUCCACUGAAAACGAGGCGAUGCUGACCAUCGUCGAAGAUACCGUAGGACGACACGACACGUUGGGUGGUGCCUGUGCCUCUGAAAGCAAUACAGUUCGUUACGCACACGAAAAAAAAUUCAUGCACAGCUGUCGGGAUAACUUCCUGCACGCACUUUUAGCCUGGAGUGAUGACUUAACCAAACGUGACAUUGGCAGCAACAUCAACUUCUUCAUGAACGUACCCAUCACACCGGAAGAUCUAUACCCACAACUGACACCAGCCCACGGCAACUAUUUUGAGCCUUUUAUGACAACUCCGAUUCGACGUGUACUUAUCGCAAACCGCGGUGCGAUCGCUACCCGUAUCCAACGCACUUUGAAGAAUAUGAACAUCCAGAGUGUCAGCGUGUUCGCUGAGGUAGAUCGAGCUUCCCUGCACGUGGCCGAUGCAGACUACGCCGUGAGCCUUGGCGAGGGCAGCGCCAGCGACACAUAUCUCAAUUCUGCAAAGCUGCUUGAGAUUGCAGCCAGAUUCAAAGUCGAUGCUAUCCACCCGGGUUAUGGCUUUCUUUCAGAAAACUCUAGUUUCGCUGAGGCCGUCGAGGCGGCCGGCAUCCUUUUCCUGGGACCAACGCCGACACAGAUUGAAGCAUUCGGCUUAAAACACGAAGCCAGACGGUUAGCGCAGGAGGCUGAUGUCCCUCUUCUAUCUGGUUCCGGCUUGCUUGCCUCCCUCGAUCAUGCGCUAACCACCGCUGAGUCUAUUGGCUGGCCUGUCAUGCUUAAAAGCAGUGCUGGGGGCGGCGGUAUCGGCAUGCGCGCCUGCGCGGACGCUGAUACGCUUCGUGCAGCUUACGAGGCUGUGGCAAACCAGGCCGCCAGCAGUUUUGGUGACAGCCGAUUAUUUGUCGAGCGCUUUGUAGAAUCCGCGCGUCAUGUUGAGGUUCAAGUUUUUGGCGACGGCAAAGGUGGCAUAGCUAUUCUGGGCGAUCGUGACUGCUCCAUGCAGCGCCGCAAUCAAAAAGUCAUCGAAGAAGCGCCAGCGCCAACGCUACCAGGCAAUGUGCGCAGCGCGAUGCAUGCUGCCGCGCGACGGCUGAUGGAACGCAUUGCCUACCGAUCUGCGGGAACGGUUGAAUUUCUAUAUGACGCAGACCGGCAGGACUUUCACUUUCUGGAAGUCAAUGCACGCCUGCAGGUCGAACAUGGCGUGACCGAACUGGUUACUCGUAUUGAUCUGAUCGAAUGGAUGGUACGCCUUGCACAAGGAGAACAGGACUUCAUGCAUGAACCCGAUGUACAGGGCCAUGCUAUCCAGGUGCGUUUAUACGCCGAGGACCCUAUGCGUGAUUUCAGGCCCGCACCCGGACUCAUCAGUGCCUUGUCAUGGCCUGCUGAAGAAACCGGCCUGCGCAUCGACACCUGGAUUGAAUCCGGACUCACCGUGCCUGCCGCAUUUGAUCCCAUGCUCGCCAAGAUCAUUGCUCAUGGUCAGGACCGUCAACAAGCUCGCGAACGUCUACGCAACGCUAUUCGGCAUACCCGCGUAGACGGCCUGGAGACUAAUCUAGCCUUCCUGCGUGAAGCACUUGCUUUGCCGGAUUUUAUCAAUGGCCAUCAGACCACUAACAGCACGACCACCGUAGAACUGUCUGCGCGCAGUUUCGAAGUGCUCGCUCCGGGAACACAAUCCAGUGUUCAGGACGUUGACGGUCGCACCGGCUACUGGCAUGUGGGCGUACCACCGUCGGGUGCUUUCGACAGCCGGUCCAUGGCCCGGGCUAACGCACUUGUCAAUAACACAGCGAAUACGGCUGGUUUGGAGAUGCUUGCCAACGGCCCUACCCUGCACUUCACGUGCGAAGUAACAGCGGCUUUGUGCGGCGCAUCAACACAAGCGACUAUCGACGGCGCGAUCGUCGCCCACGAUGCAGCGUUCCAUAUUAAAGCUGGCCAGACCCUCGAAAUUGGCAGAAUCGCAGCAGAUGGAGAAGGGUUGCGCGCGUAUCUUGCGAUCAGUGGCGGCAUCGACGUACCGCUGGUGCUUGGCAGUCAGGCAACCUUUGAUCUGGGAAUUUUUGGUGGUCACGCCGGGCGUGCCCUGCGAACGGGCGACAUCCUGGCGAUCGGAACGCAGCCAGACUCAGCCCACCCUGGCACGCGCCCCGCACAUUCGUUGACUGAGCGCACCCUGCUUCGAGUUGUACAGGGACCACACAUCGCACCUGAUUUUCUCAAUAGUGAUUUUCUUGACCUCUUCUACAGCACACCCUGGACGGUGCAUUACAACUCUUCACGCACCGGCAUUCGUCUGGAGGGACCAAAACCCGGUUGGGCACGCCUGGACGGGGGUGACGCUGGCCUGCAUCCAUCGAACGUCCAUGACAACGCCUACGCUUUUGGCGCUAUCGACUUCACCGGUGAUAUGCCCAUUAUUCUUGGUCCAGAUGGCCCCAGCCUGGGCGGGUUUGUCUGUCCAGCCGCCAUCGCAGAAGCAGACCGCUGGAAACUGGGGCAACUACGACCAGGCGAUAGCAUUACUUUUCAACCUAUUUCGCUUGAAGAGUCUCAGAGUCUUCUCACCGAACCACACACGAGCACACCUGCAAUCAAGUCCUGGCGAGCAGGCGCGCAAGAUGUGAUUCUGGAAACCAACAGCCGUCACGAUGUUGUUAUCCGCGCUGCGGGCGACAAUUUUCUGCUGCUGGAGUUUGGCCCACCGGUACUGGACCUGGCGUCACGCCUGCGUGUUGAAGCCCUGCAGCGAUGGCUGGAACAACAAGCUGAUCCCGACAUACUCGAAAUGACGCCCGGCAUACGCUCACUACAGUUUCGAAUCCCCAUCGGCGCAGACCGCAGCCAACUCCUGCAACUUAUUGAUGAUGGGCUCACAGCGAUCGGCGAAACCCGCGACCUGACAAUCCCGGGACGCAUUGUACAUUUACCCCUUGCCUGGGAUGACCCGGCAACCCAGGAAGCCACCGAAAGAUACAUGCAAUCUGUUAGGGCUGAUGCACCCUGGUGCCCGCGCAAUAUCGAGUUCAUCCGACGUGUCAACGGCCUGACUGACGAGGCCGAAGUUAAAAGAAUCGUCUACGAUGCCAGCUAUCUGGUACUGGGGCUGGGUGAUGUCUACCUGGGCGCUCCAGUAGCGACGCCCAUCGAUCCACGCCAUCGACUGGUCACUACCAAAUACAAUCCGGCGCGCACGUGGACACCUGAGAACGCUGUCGGCAUCGGCGGGGCUUACCUGUGUAUUUAUGGCAUGGAGGGUCCUGGCGGCUAUCAGUUUGUAGGCCGCACUAUCCAGGUAUGGAAUCGCUACCGUACUGACGGCGCGUUCGAACGCCCAUGGUUAUUACGCGGCUUUGAUCAGCUGCGUUUCUACGAGGUAUCCAACGAGGAAUUAAUGGAGUUGCGACGGGAUUUCCCUUUGGGUCGCGCACCUCUGAAAAUUGAACAAACAGAAUUCAGCAUGGCUGAACAUGAAGCCUUUCUAACUCGAGAAGCCCACAGUAUCGAGGCGUUUCAGACACGCCAGCACGUUGCUUUUGAAGCGGAGCGCGGACGCUGGGCACAACAGGGCUACGACCCGACGUCGACACCCCCGCCACCAGUUGCUCAAACCGUUGCCGAUGAUGCGAGCGGAACCCCCAUGGAGAGCCCCGUUACUGGAUCCGUGUGGAAGGUUAUGGCCGAAGCAGGCGCAAGUGUCAGUGUAGGCGACGUUGUGAUGAUCAUUGAGUCUAUGAAGACUGAAAUUGAGGUGCUUGCCUCUACCUCAGGGCUGGUAGAGACAAUUCUGGCGAGCGCCGGUACGCCGGUUGAAGCCGGUCAAGCGGUUGCUUUGAUCAGUCCAACGGCUUCAUAA
Molecule: messenger RNA, 6048 nt
Organism: Symbiodinium pilosum
Lineage: Eukaryota; Dinophyceae; Suessiales; Symbiodiniaceae
Source: the annotation of a GenBank genome assembly